Cynara cardunculus var. scolymus (artichoke) is the source of this 591-nucleotide messenger RNA. RefSeq names its product mitochondrial pyruvate carrier 4. Gene Ontology annotation, cellular component: mitochondrial inner membrane. NCBI's taxonomy places the organism in Eukaryota, Viridiplantae, Streptophyta, Magnoliopsida, Asterales, Asteraceae. Bases 77 to 403 code for a protein of 108 amino acids. The transcript has 5 exons. The record is from RefSeq and is a predicted model, not a curated record. Gene Ontology annotation, biological process: pyruvate import into mitochondria.
GGUGUAGUUGAUAUGCGCUUCUUCAACAUUUUACACAUUUUCCCUGAGAUUUUCGAGAGAGAAAGUAGAGUUUUCAAUGGCGACAUCGAAACUACAGGCUCUCUGGAACCACCCUGCUGGUCCCAAAACUAUUCAUUUCUGGGCUCCAACUUUUAAGUGGGGGAUCAGCAUAGCUAAUAUUGCAGAUUUUGCCAAGCCACCCGAGAAACUUUCAUAUCCACAACAAAUAGCUGUCACGGCCACUGGUAUUAUCUGGUCUCGCUACAGCACCGUAAUCACUCCGAAAAACUGGAACCUUUUUAGUGUAAAUGUUGCGAUGGCUGGAACUGGAUUGUAUCAACUCUCCCGGAAAAUCCGGCAUGACUAUUUUAACGAAGAGGAGACUGCUUCUAUAAAGGAAUGAUGACGAAAAACUCAAGUUGAUCUUAUAAACAUGAUUUGCUCUCUCAAGUUUUAUGUUAUUCUUAACAUUUGUUUUUUGAAGAAUUAUUUUCCAUUCAUUAGUCUUGAAUUGAAGUUUGAUGCUUGUUCUAAAAUAAUAUGUAGCAUCUAAUUCAACCUUUUCAUUUCAUUUCCUUGAAAUGUUGAUAA